Messenger RNA from Argentina anserina (silverweed cinquefoil), 2380 nucleotides. RefSeq lists its product as uncharacterized. The coding region runs from base 207 to 1943 and encodes 578 amino acids. The transcript is spliced from 16 exons. The record is from RefSeq and is a predicted model, not a curated record. Gene Ontology annotation, molecular function: protein binding. Gene Ontology annotation, cellular component: SCF ubiquitin ligase complex. Gene Ontology annotation, biological process: SCF-dependent proteasomal ubiquitin-dependent protein catabolic process. NCBI's taxonomy places the organism in Eukaryota, Viridiplantae, Streptophyta, Magnoliopsida, Rosales, Rosaceae.
UUUUGAUCCUUCUCUCUCUCUCUCUCUCUCUCUCUCUCUCUAUCCAUCUCCGCCGAAACAAGGAUGCUUUGAUCAACCCAAAGUUCUACAGGAUGAAGGAUGGUGCGUGGUUUCAAGUUUGGUGAUUGGAUGGGUGGAGUAAUCUUCUGCUGCAGUUUCUUCUAAGUACAUCGCGGGUCGUUGUUUUACUGAAUACAAUUUGCUCCAUGGGGGGAGCUUGUUCCAGGAAGAGAAAUAAUCGAGACGAUGAAGAUCGUUUUCCUAGAGGGAUUUCCACCAGAUAUUCCAAGAGUGGGAGUUCAAAGUGGUUGGCAACCGCAUUCUCCCGACCUGGUGGAGAUACCCAACAUGACAAAGGGCAGUGCCCUUCCCUCAUGGACUUGUGCGCGUGGAAAAUAUGCCAGGACAUUGAUAAAUAUAGCACAUUCUCUAUGCUCCCGAGAGAUAUCAGUCAGCAGAUCAUUAAUGAGUUGGUCUCCUCUGGAUGCCUAACUGAUGUUUCGUUUCAAGGUUUCCGGGAUUGUGCUUUACAGGAUCUUUACUUAGGGGGAUACCCUAAUGUGAAUGAUACUUGGAUGGAUGUCGUAUCCUCACAAGGGUCAUCUUUACUCUCUCUAGAUCUCUCGGGUUCUGAUGUUACCGACAGUGGGUUAAUUUAUCUCAAAGAUUGCAGAAAUCUCCAAGCCUUAAAUCUUAAUGAUUGUGAUGAGAUAUCAGAUCAUGGGCUGGAACAUAUAAGUGGUCUAUCAAACUUGACAGACUUGAGUUUUAGAAGAAACUGUGGAAUUACUUCUCAUGGAAUGAGUGCUUUUGUUAGAUUAUUUGGUUUGAUCAAGUUGGACUUGGAGAAAUGCCCAGGGAUCCAAGGCGGACUUGUUCAUCUUCAAGGGUUAACAAAAUUGGAGUCUCUCAAUAUCAAAUGGUGCAACUCCAUAACAGAUGCUGACAUGGAGCCACUCUCAGGGCUUACAAAUUUGAAAUGCGUACAAAUUUCCUGCAGUAAGGUUACUGAUUCUGGCAUUACUUAUUUGAAAGGUCUUCACAAUCUUUCUCUUCUGAACUUGGAGGGAUGCCCGGUAACUGCUGCGUGUUUGGACUCUCUUUCAGCGCUUGAUUGCCUGCUAUUUCUGAAUCUGAGCCGAUGUCAUCUAACUGAUGAAGGAUGUGACAAGUUUUGUCGAUUUGAAAACUUAAAAGUACUAAACUUGGGGUUCAAUGACAUCACAGACGCCUGUCUAGUGCACUUAAAAGGCUUGACAAAUUUGGAGAGUUUGAAUCUGGAUUCCUGUAGAAUUGGUGAUGAAGGGCUGGCUAACUUGACAGGCCUUAAGCAUCUGAAAUGCCUGGAACUGUCAGAUACUGAAGUCGGAAGCAUUGGACUCCGCCAUCUGUCAGGGCUGGUUAAACUAGAAAGUAUAAAUCUGUCUUUCACUGUGGUCACUGACAGUGGGUUAAGAAAGCUGUCUAGGCUCUCAUCUCUUAAAUCCCUCAAUUUGGAUUCCCGGCAGAUAACAGAUACUGGACUUGAAGCUCUUACAAGUUUAACUGGAUUGAUGCACCUGGAUCUGUUUGGAGCUAAAAUUACAGAUUCUGGAACAAAGUAUCUCCGAAGCUUUAAAAACCUGAGGUCCCUAGAAAUAUGUGGUGGAGGAUUGACAGAUGCUGGAGUAAAGGAUAUCAAAGAUCUUUCAUCCUUGACCCUAUUGAAUCUAUCACAAAACUGCAACCUAACAGAUAAAAGCUUGGAGUUGAUUUCAGGGCUCACAGGAUUGGUCUCUUUAAAUGUUUCAAAUUCUCGCAUCACCAGCUCAGGACUUCGUCACUUGAAGCUGCUUAAGAAUUUGAAGUCUUUGACUUUGGAGGGUUGCAAGGUUACUGGUAAUGACAUUAGGAAGCUCCAAUUGACUCAGCUCCCAAAUCUGGUUAGCUUCCGUCCUGAAUAGUUGUGGAGGUAAUUGAACUAAGGUUCUGGCAACUUGAACAGCCAGAAGAAGGGAGAGUUUCAGCAAGGUUGUAAAUAUGGUUGGAUGUGGAUGUGAAUGUGGGUGUGGAUUUCUUGAAUGAAAGAAUGGGUGAAGAUCUCUAUAUGCUUCAAGUGAAGCUUUCUUCUAUGGUGAAGUUCUCUAUGAUUUUUGGCAUGGGAGAACAUGUGAAUAAGCUUCCUAGGCAUGAGUCUUCCAUAUUAUUUUAAGAGGUUUAGAGUUCUAUUAAAUAACUGUUGUAUAUACCUUGCUGGAAGUUAAUAGUGCUUCCCAUUGUCCUUUUUGUACAGCAUGUAGAAGCAUUGAUACUUUGAUCUAAAUGUUAAUAGUGCUCUCAUUUUUCUUUUUGUACAGAAUGUAAAAACAUUGAUACUUUGAUCUUAAUGGAUGUUCAGUGA